Penicillium nucicola is the source of this 966-nucleotide messenger RNA. RefSeq names its product CE1 family esterase. The transcript has a single exon. The record is from RefSeq and is a predicted model, not a curated record. The coding region runs from base 1 to 966 and encodes 321 amino acids. Gene Ontology annotation, molecular function: feruloyl esterase activity. Lineage: Eukaryota; Fungi; Ascomycota; Eurotiomycetes; Eurotiales; Aspergillaceae.
AUGCAGAUCGCAUUCCUCUUGUCCCUUACAGCCCUUGCAGGCAUCAGCACCGCUCAAUCGGCAGGCUGCAGCAAAGAUAUACCCUCCAAAUUCCCAACCCCGGGAUCGAGCACGAGUCUCAAGCUCCCAGGCUCCGACCGCCAAUACAGGUUAUACAUCCCAACCAGCUAUGACAAAAACACCCCAACGCCGCUCUAUUUCUCCUUCCAUGGCGCCAGCCGAGACAUGCUGGAAGAGGAAGAGCUCUCGCAAUUCUCCAACCCAGAGUUCAACCCCGACGGAAUUGCCAUCUACCCAGAUAGCAAGAAUGGAUACUGGCUCUCCAACCCCAGUGCCGACACAUCACGUCCCAACGAUCUGGACUUCACCAACGAUCUCCUAGAUCACAUGGAAGAGAAACUCUGCAUCGACACAAACAGAGUUUACUCAGCAGGCAAAUCCAACGGCGGUGGGUUCACCGGCGUAAUCGCUUGCAAUGCCACCGUCGGAAGCCGAUUCGCCGCUUUUGCCGCUGUCAGUGGUGCAUGGUACGACACUGACGAUAUUGAAGGCGUGGGGCCUUGCGCGCCUGCAAAGCGCGCCGAGGGAUAUCCUUUCCUUGAGUUCCAUGGCACGACAGAUACCACGGCGCCCAUUGACGGGAAUACAAAGAAGACUCCCAAGUUGCCUGUCAUUGAUAUUCUGCAAGGCUGGGCUGGUCGAAAUGGAUGCGGUGCGAAGGCCCAAUGGGCGAGGAAUGAGACUGUGUUUGAAAGCCCGCUUGUCAAGCAUGCUUCUUGGGAUUGUGGUGGCAAGAAGGGUAUUGUGCAGCAUUAUCGGGAGGGUCAGAAUGGUCAUUGUUGGCCUAGUACUGUUACUAAUGAUGACUAUAAGCGUCUGGCCAGUCAGUGUCCUCUUGGGAAGUAUGUCUUCAAUGCCACGGAGUACAUUUUCGACUUCUUUGCUGACUACCGUCUGGAUGCGUGA